UUAUCGCACGGAGUCUCUAAAAUCAAUUUGAAACUCAUUUCAGUCGGCAAGUUGACCUGUUAUUCAUUCUUUAUUUCUCGCACUUUGCUAUUUCUUGCAGCUUACGACCUGCGACCUAUCACGUCAUGAACCAUUUUCCAUUGUCAACGAAAUAACCGACUAGAUAUUUUGACGUGAUCUAGCGUGAUCGGACGCAUUCAACGGACAUAAAUUGUGAAAAAAUAAGAACUGACGAAUAUGGCUUCAACUAAGGUCGACUGGGGCCAAUAUGCUGAGGAACAGGACAAAUUAACAUCAAAGCUGACAAAUAUGAACUUGGAUAAAUCAAACCAGGCUGCAUCCAUUCCUGCUUCUGUAAAAGAUGGAGAUGCAAAGAGCGACGAUGAUACAUCGGAAGAUCAAAUUUCGCCGGCAGAAAGAUCGCACCUGCAAAAAAUUUUAAGGAAAAAAUUAGUUGAAACGACAAAAGAUAUAGAGGUUCAAAGAAAAGAUCCAAAUUCUCCAUUAUACAGUGUCAAAACAUUUGAUGCUCUUCAUCUCAAGCCUGAACUAUUGAAAGGAGUAUAUGCUAUGGGAUUUAAUGCUCCCUCUAGAAUUCAAGAAACUGCUUUACCUACUUUACUUGCUGAUCCACCACAGAAUAUGAUUGCACAAUCUCAAUCUGGAACUGGUAAAACAGCUGCAUUUGUACUUGCCAUGUUAAGUCGGGUAGAUGUUACAAAAAAUUACCCACAAGUACUUUGUCUAUCGCCAACUUAUGAGUUGGCAAUCCAAACAGGAGAAGUAGCGGCAAAAAUGUCACGUUUUUGUCCCGAGAUAAAAAUAAAGUACGCCGUGAGAGGAGAAGAAAUAAGCCGUGAAUCAACUGAAGACAGAAGAGUUAAACCAAAAAUCACCGAGCACAUAAUUAUAGGAACUCCGGGCAAAGUGCUGGAUUGGGGACACAAAUUUAAAUACUUUGAUCUAAGCAAAAUAUCUGUUUUUGUGUUGGAUGAAGCAGAUGUAAUGAUUGCUACACAAGGUCACCAAGAUCAAUGCAUCCGCAUCCAUAAAUUACUUAAACCAGAAAAAUGUCAAAUGAUGUUUUUUUCUGCGACUUAUGAACCAGAAGUGAUGAACUUUGCAGAGAUUAUAGUCAGUAAUCCAUUAAUAAUACGGCUAUUAAGAGAAGAGGAGAGUUUAGAUAAUAUCAAACAAUACUACAUUAAAUGCAAAAAUAUAGAUGAGAAAUAUACAGCUAUUACUAACAUUUAUGGCGUAAUAACAAUUGGGCAAGCAAUUAUUUUUUGUCAUACGAAAAAGACAGCCAGUUGGUUGGCAGAGAAGAUGACAAGAGAUGGACAUGCAGUAGCAAUACUUUCUGGUGACUUGACGGUUGAACAAAGAAUUUCUGUACUAGAUAGAUUUAGAGCAGGACUUGAGAAAGUUCUCAUCACCACAAAUGUUUUAGCCAGAGGUAUUGAUGUAGAACAAGUGACGAUAGUGGUUAAUUUUGAUUUGCCGAUGGACCACAAACGACAAGCCGACUGCGAAACAUAUUUGCACAGGAUCGGCAGAACAGGUCGAUUCGGUAAAUCGGGGAUUGCCAUUAAUUUAAUUGACUCGACGCAUGCGAUGCAAUUAUGCAAAGACAUAGAGAAACAUUUUGGCAAGAAAAUUCAUUAUCUAGACGCGGAAGAUGCGGAUGAAAUCGAAAAAAUCGGCGCUUAGACUAAUAUACAGACAUAUAGCAACAUAAGUACGCUUUUUAUGGAUAUAUCUGUAGGUUUAAAUAUAUAUAUAUAUAUAUAAUAUUUUUUAAAGUGAACUUUGUAUUUUGAAUAUGAAAUAUUCUUUUCCACAAACACAUAGACACAAUAAUUCUACACUAAAACAAAUUGCUUUUUUUUCUCUUAUACUUCUGUUUAUCUCUCUCCCUCUUUUGCAGUUACAUAUUGUACAUUUCAUUGAAUAUAAUGAAAAACAAUGAUCAGAUAAAAAAUAUUGUAAGAACACAAAAAUACUUUUGGAAAAUAUUUUUAUGUACAUGUAUUGAGAGAAAGUUCACACGUAGAUUUUUUUAAAAAAAAGAUCGGAAUGCCUCCCUAUUUGAUUUUUUAAUUUCAUAUGUGUUUGACCCGUAUGAUAAUUUUAUGCCACAGCUAAAAAACAAGGUACAAGUACUUUAAGUUUGUGAUAUGAAAAAUUUACAAAAGCGUCAAAAUGAGAAAAUCUUUUUGUUAAAUUUUUUUUAUUGCAUGUGAUGAUUUGAUCAGCCUGAACAUCUCUUUGGAUAUUUACGAUCUCAGAAAAUAAUAGUGAUUUAACGAGCAUAAUAUUCUGAAAAUAUAAAUGUCGACAGAUAUUUAAUGAUCACGUCGGAAUAAGUCCGUAUGUAAGGUGUCUGAAAUAUAUUUCUUAUACGUUUAAUUGAAAAAUUGUGUUAUGAUUGUGCAAGAUUUGUUUUGAUAUACUCAAUUCGUGUUUUGGUAAUACUACUAAUAAAAGCAAAUGUAUAAAACAAGAUGGAUAAUAAGAAUGUUUAUAUUCUAAUAAAAAAAAUUCCAUUUUUAAACUCUAAUUAUUUACUUCUUUGAAAUAUGUUUGUAAAAUUAAGUAUAAGAUGCACACAUGAAAAAUAAAGUUGUAAUCUAAACAUACAUUUAUUAUAUAAUAAAGCAGAAAAUAAAUUUAUUAAUUAUAAAA
This is a messenger RNA of Cataglyphis hispanica, 2685 nucleotides long. It is a transcript of the gene Dbp80, whose product is annotated as DEAD-box helicase Dbp80. The coding region runs from base 238 to 1710 and encodes 490 amino acids. The record is from RefSeq and is a predicted model, not a curated record. Gene Ontology annotation, molecular function: RNA binding; RNA helicase activity; ATP binding. Gene Ontology annotation, biological process: poly(A)+ mRNA export from nucleus. The transcript has 8 exons. Gene Ontology annotation, cellular component: cytoplasmic stress granule; nucleus. NCBI's taxonomy places the organism in Eukaryota, Metazoa, Arthropoda, Insecta, Hymenoptera, Formicidae.